Messenger RNA from Brettanomyces nanus, 345 nucleotides. RefSeq lists its product as uncharacterized. Bases 1 to 345 code for a protein of 114 amino acids. The record is from RefSeq and is a predicted model, not a curated record. The transcript has a single exon. Lineage: Eukaryota; Fungi; Ascomycota; Pichiomycetes; Pichiales; Pichiaceae.
AUGACUGCUCUAAUAAUUUUUAGCGCAAUUAAUGCUGCUUUACCCAAGAGUGCCGCCCUUUUUGGAUUGGCUUCUAAGAGAUUAUUCUCUACUACUGUGAGACUAGCACAGGCAACACGGGCAGACACUAAAUCCACAUCCGCUGGCACAGCUUCUCAAAAUGCUAACCACGGAACUUUCGCCACUUUUGCAGAGUACAGAGAGGCAAUUAUUAAAAGAGAUCCGGUGACUAUGGAAACUAGGAACAAUAUUAUGGCUCCACACGAAAGAAGAGUGGCUGAGCCAGAAGGGGAAAGAGUUGAGGACCAAACUUUUAGAGACUUGGCUAAGAAAGUGGCCUACUAA